This is a messenger RNA of Chironomus riparius, 3117 nucleotides long. The record is from the annotation of a GenBank genome assembly. NCBI's taxonomy places the organism in Eukaryota, Metazoa, Arthropoda, Insecta, Diptera, Chironomidae.
UUUUCGGACAGUUAUAAUAAAAGUUUUGUUAAUAAAUAAAGAAUCUCACAUGCUGACAGUGAUAUAAUAAUAUAAUUAAGAAUGGGAAAUAGUGCAUCGACUCCACAUAGUGAAAUACCAACACUUUAUGAUCGACAAACAUUUCCUCGUCAAGAAAAGAAACUAAUUUUACCGAAAACCAAUACGAUUGAUCGACGUAAUGAUGAUAGUAGUAAUGGCCAUAAUAACAACAGCCAAGAAAAUUCACGCAUGUUGUUUCUGAUGUACCUUAUUCAUCGUACAUGGAAUAUUGUGUCUGAUGGAAAAGGGAAGCGCGAUGAUAUCAACAAAUCAAAAAUGAUUGAAAAUCAAAAAACAGGACACCAUGAAGAUAUCUAUAAUAAGUCAUGUACAUAUGGAUCAGAAUGUUCAUAUUGUAGCUGCGGCUAUUGUGAUGAUGAAGACUGCAGAGUUAAUGGAAACUAUUCAAUAUGUGAAAGCCAGUUAUCUUAUUGUUUCUAUGAGAUGGCACCAAGUGCUACACAGGCCGAACAUCAACAUUCAACUAUGACAACAGCAACAAUCACGACCACAAGUGUAAGCAAUGAUCCAUGGUGUCAGCCAAAUCAACAGCAGAAGGAGAACCAACGACCGCCCGUCUUUUUCCCAGAAGAUUAUAUAUUAGCAUUAAAGAAGUUUAGUAAAUUUGGGAGUAGCAAUAAUAGCAGUAACAGCAAUAGCAAUAAAUCAAUCUAUGACACAAUUGAUGAUGCAAAAAAUUUGAAAUCAAAUACGACAAAUGGCCACAAUAACAAAUCUCGUACAUUACCGUUGUCCAAAACUUCAGAUUAUAAAAGCCCAGUUGCGCCAGCUGAUACCGAAAUGGCAUUAAAGCAAUUCGGAUCGAUCACGGAACUUUUGACGAAAUUGAGGGCAGAUUUGAGGCAAUCAUUUCAGAGCUUCGUUCAAGAAUUCGUCGCAAAUCCAAUGGAUGGUGCAACUUUACUGCUUGAAGUCUUACGUGGUAUUCAACUGAGCCAAAAUACAAUUACCGGAAGUAGUACUCUAAAUUCACAAAAUAUGGAUAUGCGAAAUAAUCAAUCAUAUCAGCGCAGAGCACUGUUGGAUGAACUUACAUGCUUGCAGUGUUUAAGCAUAUGUUGUUCUCGCACGACUGACGCUUCGAUACGUCUUGGCAAUACACCAGUCGGUUUAUUACCCCUAGCUUGUUCAGCUACAAACACAGGAAUUCGUGCAAGAAUACUCGCCCUUCAAUUACUUACAACGGCAUGUGAUCCUAAUAUUCUCGGUGAUCAUGUUCCGAAUGCAUCAUACUAUGGACAUCAGGCAGUAUCUGAAUCACUGACAACAUUAAGACUCCGAUGCGCAGAACCAGUAAGAUUUCGUCUUUUAAUUGGAAUUUUGAAUAGUGGAGGUGGAAGUGGAGAAUUGCAAUAUGUUGGAAUGAAGUUUAUUAAUACAUUUAUAGAAAGUUCAGAUUCAAUACAGACAAGACUUUACCUGCAGGCAGAAUUAUAUCAGGCAGGUCUUGAUCCACCUCAAAUGUCAAGACUUAUUUCCUCGACAUCGCCAUGGCUGCAAAAGCUUUUAGAUGAGAUUAAACAUUUUGAAUCAAUAAAAAUUGAUGUUGAGAUUCUUCAAAAACAAGUCCGUACUGCUGAACAAUGUCGCAGCAAAAUGGUCAUUCUUGAGAGAAAAGUAGAGAUGUUACAAGAAGAGAAAAAUGUUUUUACAUCUAUUGAAAGACGAUUACAAGAAAAAUGUGCGGAUUUACAACGAGAAUUGAUGCAGUUAAAGAAGAAUAAUUCUACAACGUCGACACUCGAAAAGCCUGUAGCACUUCCACGACAGACACUUGUCAAUGGUCAAAAAUCACAUCCUUCAACAACAGAAAAUGAAGAUGAAGGUAUCAGUUCUAGUGAAACAGGACAAUCAUCAAGCCCUGUGCCUAUGGAAUAUAAAGCAAACAAAAUAAAGAAUGAUGACUAUGAUGAAUCAAAUACAACAAUCGACGAUGUAAUUGAGGAACUGACAAACAUCGUGAAUGAUGCGGAACGUGAAAUUAAAGAGAAUGGUAUGCAUAAACCGUUGAUGAAGUCACGAUCUGAGGAUGUACUAGUGACAUCGGGAGUUUCAAAUGAACAUGACAGUAUGAUAAUUCCUAGUAAUUUAUUGCCACAACCGCCAUCAAAGAAAGCAAAUAAGUCAUUGAUUCAUAUACUGGGACCGCAGCAUGAUGUUGAAGGAUCAGAUUACGAUUACUACAUACAAAAUGUACAACAACCUCUCAAUAAUCAUGAGGAACAGCAUAAAAAUGAAGAAUCACUUAUCUAUGAAAAUGAGUAUGAACUUGACAACAAUCAGAAAAAUCAUCCAGAUAUUGUCAGUACAAUAUCUUACAAUGGCAAUAAUAGACAAAAAGGAACUGACGAUAAUAAUCGACAUCUCUUGAAUGUCAUAAUGGAUGCACGAGAAAAAGAACAGCAAUCAUAUCAUCACAUAAAUAACCGUGCACACUCGUUAGAGCGUGACAUGUUUCCACCUCAACAAUUCAAUGGGGUAUUUUUUAUGUCGGAUAUGAACCCAAUGACACCGGCUACAAAGUUCUCAUCAAAACCUGAUAUUAUGGCUGCUUUAGAAAAACAACGCUCAACAAAAAACUAUAGUGUCAAUUCAAUGAUUGAUGUGGUAAUGACAUCAACAACAACAAUAAAUCAUGAUCAGCAGAAAGCCUAUCACCAACAAAUUAAACCAAGACAAAUUUUCCUGCCGGCUCUCGAUAAAUUUUCAUCACCACAAAAUCAUCAACAGCAUUUGAGGAUGCAAACGCAUAACGGUCCUAAGGUUACAGAUUUGAUAUCGGGAUUAUAUUAAAAAGGUUCUAAUUUUAAAUUAUAUUUUACAUACCAAUUUUUUAUUGAAGCUUUUUGCUUAGUAUAUGCAUAAAUGCUUCCAUCAUAUUCAGUAGCAGUCUCUAUAUUUUAUGGUGAUCAAUUGGCAACAUAUUUUAAAUUUUCCUGCAGAUGCCACAGUAAACUAAAUGUUUGAGAACUGAUAAAUAUUUAAUAUUUAUUUUGCUAUAGUUUUCGCAUAUUAUAAUGAAAUAUAUUGUUUUGG